Volvox carteri f. nagariensis is the source of this 1632-nucleotide messenger RNA. RefSeq lists its product as uncharacterized. The transcript is spliced from 10 exons. The coding region runs from base 1 to 1632 and encodes 543 amino acids. The record is from RefSeq and is a predicted model, not a curated record. Gene Ontology annotation, molecular function: xylosyltransferase activity; glucuronosyltransferase activity. Gene Ontology annotation, biological process: protein O-linked glycosylation via mannose. NCBI's taxonomy places the organism in Eukaryota, Viridiplantae, Chlorophyta, Chlorophyceae, Chlamydomonadales, Volvocaceae.
AUGGCCGUCCCAUCCAGGCGAAAGUUGUUACUGUUUCUAUGCGGAUGGUGUUGGUGCUGGGCAGCGGUAGCUAUCCAAAAUGAACCGGUGGAUCAGCUUGGACCUUUUCGCGGAUCCUCAAAUUUGAACGCGGGAGAACAGCUAAGGACUUGCUGGAAUGCACUCUACGACCCGGCCCCCGUCGGAUAUACAGAUUGGCUAGCCGGGGGGCCCGCACGGCUCUACCUCGUGGACGUGUGGUGGCCAGCUCGCCCCAGUAAUCUGCCCAUGACUGUCUUCACGAUGGCGUCCAUGGAUAGGUUGCACUUGCUGGAAGCGCAGUGCCGAGGUUACAAGGGCCCUUUGUCGGCGGCGAUUUACCUACCUCUGCCGACAACAGGUGCCAUGUCGCCGGUCGCAGCGGUCAAAGGUGAUGACGCCGGUGACGGCGAAGCUCCUUUGGCGGUGACGUUGCGGCCUGCACGUGCGAAUGUAAAAGGUGGCGACGUCAUGGUGGAUAGGAAGGGGGUGGGGAAGGCGGCGGCGAAGGGAAGGGGAACGAAUGGGCUAGCAGACCGCAGGUCACUCUUGGGCACCGACGACACCGCAAUCGACAAGCUCAUGCUCCGACAACACGGCGCACAGCUCAGUGCGGCGCGGGAGAAAAUUCAGGCUUUCUUCGACCGUGUGCAAGUGCUGCGCGCUAACCACUCCAGCUCCAGCUCCUUAUCCCCUGUCUGCGAUUUACGUCUCAUGCUGUUUGCGGAGCGCGUAUCGGACCUCCAGUUGGCGGCCAUCAUGCCCACCAAUGUGCUGCGAAACGCCGCGGCUCUGGCGGCCCAGACGGAUUUGGUCGCGAUGCUGGACGCGGACCUGGGCGUGAGUGCGACCUUCAACAUGCUGGUCAGCGACGUGGACCGGCUCCGGAACCUCUUCCAGGAGGCAGCUGAGAGGCCGGCCUUGUAUGUCGUACCCGCGUUUGAGCCUAACCCGCUCAUGGAGAUGGAGACGGCCAACGGAGUCAGCGAUGCCGCGCUCUCAGGUUCUAAGGCCGACCUGAUAGCGCUCUGGUCCAACUCAACGGUUAAGGUGUUCCACGUCGAUGGUUGCCGGCAAUGCCACAAGCAGAUCAACCAUAUGGUGUGGGCGAGAUCUAACGAGUCUUACGAGGUGCAUUUCGCACGUAACUUUGAGCCUUGGGGCAUCCUGCCAAGGUUCAAGGACCCUGGCUACGAUGAGCGCUUUCGUGGAUGGGCCUUUGAUAAAAUUCAGCACGUCGAGUCGCUGGCGCUGUUCAAGGACUUCCGCUUCGUAAUUUUGCCAGACGUCUGGAUUAUCCACCGGCCACAUCCAAAAGUCGCGAUAGCAAGAAUCCAUGCCCAACAUCAACAAACGCGAAACAGUAAGGAACAGCAAGAAGAGGGAAAAUCAAAUGACCAGGUCAACGUACUUCUAGAGCAGGAACUCAGUCUCAAGGAUGGUCGCACCGGAACAGCGUACAAAUUCUACAUGUCGUACGUACAUUCGCUGAUCCGCGCAGAGCGGUCGGUGCUUGAGGGCAGCAACAGAGCGAAGUACGGCCCCCAACUGAAUCCACAACUGCUGUACUGCAAGUCCAAAUUGCCAUGGUGGCAAUCGCCCACCCUCAAAUAG